GUCAUUGUCCCCAUCAGUCUCCUUUUCCCUUUGAGGGCUGCUGGCUUCUCCCGGUGCUCCACGCCUUUGCACCUUCUGUGGGUCAGACGGGCAGGAUGGAGGGCUGCCUGGGGGAGGAAUCUUUUCAGAUGUGGGAGCUCAACCGGCGCCUGGAGGCCUACCUGGCCCGGGUCAAGGCGCUAGAGGAGCAGAAUGAGCUGCUCAGCGCGGAGCUCGGGGGUCUCCGGGCACAGGCCGGGGAAGCCUCCUGGAGGGCCCGUGCCGACGACGAGCUGGCGGCCCUGCGGGCCUUCGUCGACCAGCGCUGGCGGGAGAAGCACGCGGCCGAGGUGGCGCGCGACAACCUGGCGGAAGAGGUGGAGGGCGUGGCGGGCCGGUGCCAGCAGCUACGGCUGGCCCGGGAGCGGACCGCGGAAGAGGUGACCCGCAGCCGGCGCGCCGUCGAGGCCGAGAAAUGCGCCCAGGCCUGGCUGAGCACCCAGGUGGCGGAGCUGGAGCGCGAGCUGGAGGCUCUGCGCGUGGCGCACGAGGAGGAGCGCGCCAGCCUGAACGCUCAGGCUGCCUGCGCCCCCUGCGGCCCCGCGCCGCCCCGCGGGCCCCCCGUGCCGGCCCCCGAGGUAGAGGAGCUGGCCCAGCGGCUGGGCGAGGCGUGGCGCGGGGCAGUGCGCGGCUACCAGGAGCGCGUGGCGCACAUGGAGACGUCUCUGGGCCAGGCCCGCGAGCGGCUGGGCCUCGCGGUGCAGGGCGCCCGCGAGGGUCGCCUGGAGCUGCAGCAACUCCAGGCGGAGCGCAGCGGCCUCCAGGAGCGCAGGGCCGCGCUGGAGCAGAGGUUGGAGGGCCGCUGGCAGGAGCGGCUGCGGGCCACUGAGCAGUUCCAGCUGGCCAUGGAGGCCCUGGAGCAGGAGAAACAGGGCCUACAGAGCCAGAUCGCCCAGGUCCUGGAAGGUCGGCAGCAGCUGGCACACCUCAAGAUGUCCCUCAGCCUGGAGGUGGCCACAUACAGGACCCUCCUGGAGGCUGAGAACUCCCGGCUGCAGGCACCUGGCAGUGGUUCCAAGGCUCCCCUCAGCUUCCUGGACCCUAAGCUGGAGCUGCAUUUCCCUGGGACCCCAGAGGGCCGGCGUCCGGCACCUUUGCUCUCUGUCCUGAGCCCUACUCCCCUCUCCUCACCUUUGCCUGAUACCCUUGAGACACCUGUGCCAGCCUUUCUGAAGAGCCAGGAGUUCCUUCAGACCCGUACCCCCACCUCGGCCAGCACCCCCAUCCCACCCACAUCUCAGGCUCCCUGCCCUGCCACAGAUGCCGAGAUCAGAGCCCAGGAUGCCCCUCUCUCCCUGCCCCAGCCACGGGUUGAGAAGCAGCAGGUGCCAGAAGCUGUGUGGGCUGAAGCCAAGGUGGCCAUCCCUGCCAGUGUCCUGCCGGGACCAGAGGAGCCUGGAGGCAAGCAACAAGAGGCCAGUCCAGGCCAGUCCCCUGAAGAUCUUGCCUCCCUGGCUCCAGCCCCCAGCCCUGACCACCCCAGUUUAGAGGCCAAAGAUGGAGAACCCAGUGGGUCUAGAGAGUCCAGCAGAUGCCAGGAGGAAGGUGAAGGACAAAUCUGGGGGCUGGCAGAGAAAGAAACAGCUGUAGAGGUCAAAGUAGUGAGCAGCUUGCAGCAGGAAACAUGGCAGGAAGAGGGAGAUCUGGACGUGAAAGAAAUCCAGGACUCCCAGGGUCCUUUGGAAAAAGAAACUCUGAAGUCUCUGGAAGAGGAGAUUCAAGAGCCACUGAUUUCUCUGGAAAAACAGAGCCAUGAGACAAUGAGAUCUCUAGAGAAGGAGAAUCAGGAAUCUCUGAGGUCUUUGGAAGAAGAGAACUUAGAAAUACUAAAAACUCUAGAAAAGGAGAAUCAAGAGUUAUUGAAGUCUUUAGACGGAAAGGAGAUGGAGGUAGUGAGACCUCUAGAAAAAGAGACUCUAGAACUACUUAAGCCUAUAGGAAAAGAGGACCCGCAGACAUUGCAAUCUCUAGAAAAGGAGAAUCAAGAAAUAAUGAGGUCUCUUCAAGGAAAUGUAGAGACAUUUUUAUCUCCAGGAAAGGAAAAUCAAGAGUUAGUGAGGUCUCUAGAAGAAGAGAACUUUGAGUCAUUGAGAGCUCUAGAAAAGGAGAGUCAAGAGCCACUGAGAUGUCAAGAAGUAGAGAACCAGAAAACAUUACACCCCCUAGCAAAAGAGAAUCAAGAGCCACUGAGAUCUCUAGAAGAAGAAGACCAGGAGACUGCAGGACCUCUAGACAAAGAGAAUCAUGAAUCUCUGAGGGCUCUAGAAGAUGAGAAUCAAGAGACCUUGAAACAUCUAGAAAAAGAAAGCCAGGAGUCACUGAGGUCUCUAGAAAAAGAAAGCCAGGAGUCACUGAGAUCUCUAGAAAAAGAAAGCCAGGAGUCACUGAGGUCUCUAGAAAAAGAAAGCCAGGAGUCACUGAGGUCUCUAGAAGAAGGCCAGGAGGCAAUGAGACCACUAGAAGAAGAAGAGCAGGAGAUAUUGAGACCUCUAGAUAAUGAGACUCAGCUACUGAAGUCUCCAGAAAAAGAAAAACAGGACUCACUGAGAGCUCUAGAAGAAGACCAGGAGGCAAGGAGACCUCUAGAAGAAGAAGACCAGGAGCCAGUGAGGUCUCUAGAAAAAGAAAAACAGGAGUCACUGAGAGCUCUAGAAGAAGACCAGGAGGCAAUGGGACCUCUAGAAGAAGAAGACCAGGAGCCAGUGAGGUCUCUAGAAAAAGAAAAACAGGAGUCACUGAGAGCUCUAGAAGAGGACCAGGAGGCAAUGGGACCUCUAGAAGAAGAAGACCAGGAGCCAGUGAGGUCUCUAGAAAAAGAAAAACAGGAGUCACUGAGAGCUCUAGAAGAAAACCAGGAGACACUGAGACCACUGAAGUCUCUAGAAAAAGAAGAACAGAUGACAUUGAGCCCUCUAGAAAAGGUGAAACCAGAGCCACAAAAGUCUCCUGGAAAAGACCAGGAGAUAGUUAGACCUCUUGAAAAAGAGAAUCAAGAGUUAUUAAGGUCCCUAAAUGAAGAGGGUGUAGAGGCAAUGAGAUCUUUAGAAACAGAGACUCUAGAACCACUAAAGCCUACAGGAGAAGAAAAUCUGGAAAUAUUGAAAUCUCUAGAAAAAGAAAGUCAGGAACCGCUGGGGUCUGUGGAAGGGAACGAAGAGACAUUGAAACCCUUAGAAAAGGAGAAUCAAGAAUCACUGAGCUCUCUGGGAGAGCAGAAGGUGGAGAAUAUGAGAUCUCCAGAGGAGGUAGACAAGGGGAGUCAAAGGUACCUAGAAGAGGAAGAGAACGUGGAGAAGGGAGAGACUCAAGAGGCACUGAGGUCCCUGGAGGAGGAGGGACAGGAGCUGCCACUCUCUGCGCGUCUGCAGAAGUGGGAAGAUUCGGUGCAGAGGGGCCAAGAACUGGAUCAGGACAUGCCCCCUGGGAGGGCUGCAGUGGACAGUGAGGUCGAGGCAGAGCUGGAACCGAGGGAACAGGAUAGCUUCGCUGGAAAGGGGGGUGCUGUAGAGCAGGGGGAGCUGCAGCUGACGGCCACCAGCAAGGCCUGGAGCCCAGGUGAGGGGCAGCCGGCGAGCCCUGAGCCCAAAGAGCAGAGGGUCUCAGCUGAGGGAGCUAAAGGGGUGGGAGGCACUGAGAGCCUCCAGGAGCCUGAAAAGUGGCCAGAGCAGGUGGGGGCCCUGGGCCCCCCGGAUCCCCAGGAAGUGUCAGAGGUGAUAGAGCCAGUAUUGGAAGAUGAGGAUGUUGUCCCCAGGGAUGGCCGAGCCUCCCAAGAGGUCACCUUGGGGUUAGAGACUGCCUUGGGUGAGUCUGUGGGAGCGGAACAGAGACUGGAGCAGGAGGUGGUAGGGCUGGAGGACCCAGGCGGCCUGGCCAGAGAGGAGGUGAUGGAGCCACCCCUGGGGGAGGAAGGUUUGGAGACAAAGAGGGUGCAGGGCUUAGAAGGGCCUAGAAAGGAGCUGGAGGAGGCAGGGGCUCUGGAGCCAGAGCUCUCCACACUGCCCGGGGAGAGCAGAGACCCGCUGGAGACUCCCAGGGGCUGGGAGGAGUCUGAGCCUGGGGCCCCCGUGGAAGCAGAGGAGACUUUCCCUCCCGAGACCUUGCGCCACAAUGGAAGCGGUACCCCUCCACCCAGGCCCCUGAGGUCAGAGGGAGCAGAGGAGGAUGCCAAACCAGCGCUGGGGCCCCCCAGCCCCCAGCCCACUGAGUCCUGCUCACCCACCCCGAUCCCUGAAGAUGCCCCUGGGCCCCAGCCCCUGGCUGAGGGGAGCCAAGAGGCGAGCUGGGGGCUGGAGGGCAGGGCGGAGGUCCUGGGAAAGGUGGGGGGUGGGCAGGAGGAUUUGGGCUCUGGGGCAAUCCCUGAAGGCCUCCAGGAGGAGGGGGAGGAGAGCAGAGAAGAGAGCGAGGCUGAUGAGCUGGGGGAGACCCUUCCCGACUCCACUCCCCUGGGCCUCUACCUCAGGUCCCCUGCUUCCCCCAAGUGGGACCUGGCUGGAGAGCAGAGGCCCUCCCCUCAAGGGGAGACUGGAAAGGAAGGCUGGGGUCCUGCAGUCCUGGCCUCUGAGGGCCUGGGGGCCCGUCCCUCAGAGGAGGAGAGGGGAGAGGAGGAGGAGGAACGUGGCCGUGACUCUGAGCUGUCCGAAGAAUUUGAGGACUUGGGGACUGAGGCUUCUCUCCUUCCUGGGGUGCCUGGGGAGGUGGCAGACCCUCUGGGCCAGGUGCCCCCACUGCUCCUGGAGCCCGCAGCCUGGGAUCGGGAUGGGGAGUCGGAUGGAUUUGCAGAUGAGGAAGAGAGCGGGGAGGAGGGAGAGGAAGAAGAUGAAGAAGCGGGGAGGGAGCCAGGGGCAGGGCGGUGGGGGCCAGGGCCCUCUGUGGGCAGCCUCCCGGCCCCGGGUGACCCUCAGAGAAGGAACCUCCUGGGCUCUGAGCCCUGGGAUGAUGGCUUCAGGGGCGCGACCUCUGAGGCCCCCAUGCCUGCCCUGGAGGCUGAGUCCCGGGACAGUACGGAGGCCUCAGGCUCAGAGGGAGGCUCUGAUGCUGCUUCCUUGGAGAGGGAGGACCAAGUCCCUGGCCCUCUGGGGACCCUCCGUGGGGGGGAGGACACGGGCUUGGAGGCAGGGGACGCCCUUGGUGUCAAUGGCCAGGGCCCCAGCCUGAAGGAAGAGUUGGAGCAUGUGAACGGGGGCGUGGUGAACGGGCUAGAGCAGUCUGAGGGAGUAGGGCAGGGGGAACCGGGCGCCCCUGAGGGGGACCGAGGGAGCCCCUUGGAGGAGGAGGGUGGGGGUGCCCUGAAGAUCCCUUGGGCAGGGGCUCCACUCCACCUGGGCCAAGGCCAGUUCCUGAAGUUCUCUCAGAAAGAAGGAGAUGGGGACUCCUGGUCCUCAGGGGAGGACUAGAGGAAGAGCUCCCCCUCCUGCACUGAGGACUUGGGCGGGGGGUGGACCCAGCCCCCUGCCUGUUCGGGGGCAGCACCCUUCACUUAUGAUCUCUUGCCCUGUGGUUUCCGUCCGAGAGGCCUGGCUGGCCAAGGUAAAUUGGGUGUGGCAAAGGGACUCGUUCCAAGAGUGGAGACCCCGGGAAUAGAUAGCAGCCCCUCAGACUCCGCAAAGGAGGACAUCCUGCCUGCACUGCCCCGUGAGGCUGAAGCCAGCUGAACCUCUAUAGGACUAGGCCCCCUUUCCCUCGCACCCCAUUUCCUUCUCAUCCCGUUAGCUGGAAAGGUCCGGGGCCCGGUGGCUCCUCCAAGGGGAGGGGGCUGUGGUGGUCCCUGUGCCGGGGCUCCCCAGCUCUGCCCUGCCUCACCACAUCCUCACGGGAUGUCUGGCGGGUGGCUGAUGAGGGUGAGGGGGUGCUCCUAUGUCCUGACCCCCCACAUGCCUGCCAUGUUGUGGCCCCAUCCAGCUCGUCCCUGCCUGAAUAAAGUAAUGCCUC
Molecule: messenger RNA, 5967 nt
Organism: Hippopotamus amphibius kiboko
Lineage: Eukaryota; Metazoa; Chordata; Mammalia; Artiodactyla; Hippopotamidae
Gene: NES
Product: nestin
Exons: 4
Coding region: 96-5432 (1778 amino acids)
Biological process (GO): positive regulation of intermediate filament depolymerization
Cellular component (GO): intermediate filament
Molecular function (GO): intermediate filament binding; CCR5 chemokine receptor binding
Source: RefSeq, a predicted model, not a curated record